This is a messenger RNA of Aethina tumida (small hive beetle), 795 nucleotides long. Its product is annotated as rab-like protein 3. The transcript has a single exon. Gene Ontology annotation, biological process: intracellular protein transport. The record is from RefSeq and is a predicted model, not a curated record. Gene Ontology annotation, molecular function: GTPase activity; GTP binding. The coding region runs from base 71 to 739 and encodes 222 amino acids. Lineage: Eukaryota; Metazoa; Arthropoda; Insecta; Coleoptera; Nitidulidae. Gene Ontology annotation, cellular component: endomembrane system.
UCAUAACCACAAAUGUUUUACAUGUCAACAAAUUAUUUUUAAGUAAAAAAUUUUAGUUUUUAAUUUUAUCAUGUCGGCCAUCGACCGUGUAAGAAUAAUGGUACUGGGGGACUCAGGUGUUGGUAAGACUUCCUUUGUGCAUUUAGCCGCUCACAAUGAACCAAUUAAAUCACCUAGUUGGACUGUGGGCUGUUCUGUGGAAAUGAAAUUACAUGAAUACAAGGAAGGAACGAAGGACCAAAAGACAUAUUUCGUUGAACUCUGGGACGUCGGUGGCAGCAAUAAUCACAGGAAUGCGCGACAAGUUUUCUACAAUCCCUGCCAUGGACUGAUAUUAAUUCAUGACUUGACUAACAGGAGGUCGGAGGAAAAUCUUCACAAGUGGUUGCAAGAAGUUGUUAACAAAGAUGUGCAUAGUACUAUUGAUGAGUACGACUCUGAAAGUUUCUUAGGAUCAACACAAAUACCAAUUUUAGUAAUUGGAACAAAACUGGAUCAGAUGGAUGAUAGAAAAUCUAGUAAUAGCAAGUUUGCUGCACAGUUUGGAGCAGAAGAAAUUGUCUUAGAUUGCAGACAGGCGAGGUAUUUGGCUGCUGGUACUUCAAAUGCUGUUAAACUGUCAAGGUUUUAUGACAGAGUUAUUGAGCAAAGCUUAAAAUCAAAUAAAAUUUACUCUGAUCGAUAUAAUCUUAUGAGUUCUGCUUUACCUAGUAAGUUUUACUCACCACAUCAGGAUUAAUUAUAUUUUAUAUUUUUAUUUCUAUGUAUAUACAUGUAAUAAAUUAUUGAAAAUAA